Molecule: messenger RNA, 2270 nt
Organism: Dermacentor silvarum
Lineage: Eukaryota; Metazoa; Arthropoda; Arachnida; Ixodida; Ixodidae
Product: collagen alpha-1(XII) chain-like
Exons: 11
Coding region: 100-2106 (668 amino acids)
Molecular function (GO): protein binding
Source: RefSeq, a predicted model, not a curated record
UUUCGAUUUACUUAAGCUCCAGCACUCGGUUGGCCCCGCCGCAGUCUCUUGGGAAACGCGCUUGAUGAACCACCCGUGAACGCGUGCUCUCGCAGCAUUAUGCGGACUACAAACCUGGCCCUGUUGCUGCUCUGCUUCUACAGGAUGAGUUCCUGUUACGAGGAAAAGGAUUUCAGCUGCCUGCAUGAAGACGUCCUUAUUCCGACUACGUCAGUGUGCAACGGCGUUGUGGACUGCGUCCCUCCCUCCGACCCUAGUAGCAGCGAUGACCUUUCCGAUGAAAGCUCGGAUAUCUGCGCUACGGGGUAUUUGCUGAACACAGACAUUUCCUUUGAGAACCCUGACAUCACAAGGACGUCUGCGCAUCUUUAUUGGUCGGUGCUUACAACGAAAUCGCAAAAGCACUCAACAAUGAAACUAGCCGGUUACUUUCUGACAGGAAAGUCAGUUCCACACUCGUUCCAGAACAUCGUAUCAGGACGACUUCAUUCGUACCAGGCACACUGGUUGAAGCCGUGGACCAACUAUACGUUAAUCCUGAGGCCAUUCUACACUGAAAGUGGCAAGCCCCAAACCACGUAUCGCAUUGGGAAAGCGGCUACUAUGAACUUCCAGACAUUGCCCGCGGAGCCCGAGGCACCUGAUUUGGUGUCCGUGCUCUCCACCCGUCGUCGUGACGUUGUGCUCAACGUCGUCGGUCCUUCAGCUUGGAACAGCGACCCGGUUGGUUUCCGCGUGCGUUGGAACGCCACCAGCGAGUUCCGCGGUCCUCAGGGCGAACUACUAGUGACGCUACCGCUCGACUGGUCGCCCGUGGAGAACGCUCUGAACGUGACGUUGCCACUGCCGGGCGGAAUCGAUUACCUGGUGUCUGUGGUGGCCGUUGGAGCAGACGGCUCGGGCGAGAGACUCGAAGGGCCCCAACAGGAGGUCGAGGUCAACGUUCCUCUUGGUUCUUGUGAGGUGUCGGCUUACGCUGUUGACUCCACUACAGCACUUAUAUCUUGGCGCGCUUCGGAUCAGGUGGACAUGUUUCGAAUGACACUGUAUAUCGAUUCGGGCGAGAACGAUAUCCAAAUCCACACUGUCCGGAAGUUUGACGCAAUGCAAAAGGUGACUUCAAGGCACAGCGUUCCUAUUGCAAACCUGCAACCAUGGAAGUACUACGUCGUGAGCCUCGAAGGAUGUUCCGCAGAAAAGUGCAGCGACGCCGUCAACGCAACCUUUACCACGCCACCUGCAAGAAUUCCGAGUCCCACGUUGACAAAUGUUGAAUCUACAAGCCCCAGUACCUUCGAAAUCACCUGGCAAUUCUCCCAGAACGAUACUCGUCUCUACGACGGUUUCCGAGUGCGAUACUGCCCAAGUAAUGCUGACUCGUGUUUUCUGGUUCAGACCAAAGAAAAACAAUUGACAGUGCAUGGUCUGGCUCCUCAGACAACCUGCCAAAUCUACGUGGAAGCAAAGUGCAAGAGCUUAGAUGGAAAGCCUCUGCUGGGAUCUGAAGCCACAGCUUCAGUUACUACGUGGAGUGACCUUCCGGUAAUGUAUUUCAAGAAGGAAGCUGAAAUUAAAGGUGCGGCGAGCCCCUGUGUACUGAGCUGGACUUGCACCAACAGCAGCGUCGAUUACCUCCAGUACAAGACAACGGCGUCAGGAGGGUGGACCACCUGCAAUGGCACAGCUGAGUGCGAUGUCACCGUGAACCACGGACAGACACCGGCGUUCACGAGCGGCUACCUGAGACUGACGGACCCUCUGCCAGGACACAACUCUGACUCUCGCUUUACAGUUCGCGGCUGCAAUAUUCAUGGAUGUGCACUAGAACAUGCGUUUUCAACGAGCACGGCUAAUGCAGGUCCAGCAUCGUUACCAGCAGCUACAGUCAUUCCAAAGGAUGGAAAAACACAACUUCGAUGGAAUGUCACUGGUCGACACAAUUUCGGCGGCAUUGAAGUCACGUGGCACUGCUACGACAACAAAAGUAUUAGCUAUCACAAGAUAAUAUCAUACAGCAAUUUGGUACCCCAAAUACGGCAGACCAGUCGAGGUGAGCCACAAGUGCUUCACUUGGCAACUCUGACUUUUGAAAUUAGUUGUAGUUAAGAACAUUGUCUUGACAUAUCACUACCAUAACUCCUCCUUGUAGUGCGUGCAGAUUCCAACUUCACCAACGGCAUCACCAAAGACGCUAUGCUGGUUCUACAAGUCUUGUUUCUAUGUUUCUUGCCUCCCUUAUUUACAAAUAUUUACGCGUAUUUAUGCAAACU